AUGUGUAUGGCAGCUUGCAUUCUUUUACUGGCCGGGCUUGCUGCUCGUGAAGCACUUGCUCAAGUGAGAGGCUCCGCUGUCGGAUUUGCGGCGGGAACUACGGGUGGAGGUUCGGCCAAGCCACAGUAUCCAUCAACUCUUGCGGAAUUGGAGUUCUGGCUCAGCGAUUCGACUCCCAGGGUCAUAAUGAUCUCACAGACUUGGGAUUUCACCAACCAUCAAGGAAUGACCACUGAGAAAUGCUGUCAAAACUCGUGCCAGCCAAAUGGCCAAUUCUGGAUUAUGGACACCUGCGAUGCCGCCUGGGUCUCAUGCACCUACGCAAAUGCGGCGCGCAAUCCUAUCCAGGUAGGCAGUAAUAAAAGUGUCGUCGGCGUUGGAAGCAGUGGUGUCAUCAAGGGGAGAGGCCUUCGGGUUAUCAACAAUGCCUCAAAUGUCAUUAUCCAAAACAUUCAUUUUACGGGACUGAAUUCCCAGUACGUCUGGGGAGGGGAUGCAAUCACAUUGGAUGACACCCUCGUCAUUUUCCUGUCUAACAUACCAGUCUCCCUUAUCGGCCGACAAAUGAUCGUCUCUGGCUGGGGCGCCGCAGGGCACGUAACCAUUUCCAAUAAUGAGUUUGAUGGAACGACACCGUACUCUGCCAGCUGCAACGGCCAGCAUUAUUGGGUCCUUUUAUUACUUGGAUUGAAGGACUACUACACAUUCGUGGGCAACUACGUCCAUAACGUCUCGGGUCGUGCUCCUCACAUGGGCACUGACUACACCAAAUCCGAGAUUAUCUUCCACGGCGUCAACAACUAUUUCAAGAAUGUUGGUGGGCAUGCGUUUGAUAUUGAUGUCAACACCUAUGUCUUGCUAGAAGGAAACUACUUUGACAACGCUGACACUCCGAUAACGUCUGCCUCGUUGACGAAGAGUAGCUUGUACUCGGUGGUGACGGUGGAUGAUGCUAGCGGGUGCACGAGUAACCUUGGUUACAUCUGUGAGUGGAAUAGGUUGUCCAACUCUGGCAGCUUCCCUUCCUCUAGAAGUUCGGAAGCAUUGUCAAAGUUAUCCGCACACAAGAGCUCCUUGGUUGGGCACUAUGGUGUGGCUGACGUGCCGAAGAGUGUCGUGGCCAACGCCGGUAUUGGAAAGAUCUGA
Messenger RNA from Neoarthrinium moseri, 1146 nucleotides. RefSeq lists its product as uncharacterized. Bases 1 to 1146 code for a protein of 381 amino acids. The transcript has 4 exons. The record is from RefSeq and is a predicted model, not a curated record. Gene Ontology annotation, molecular function: pectate lyase activity. NCBI's taxonomy places the organism in Eukaryota, Fungi, Ascomycota, Sordariomycetes, Amphisphaeriales, Apiosporaceae.